Messenger RNA from Thunnus maccoyii (southern bluefin tuna), 934 nucleotides. Its product is annotated as Fc receptor-like protein 5. The transcript has 5 exons. Gene Ontology annotation, molecular function: transmembrane signaling receptor activity. The record is from RefSeq and is a predicted model, not a curated record. Gene Ontology annotation, biological process: cell surface receptor signaling pathway. NCBI's taxonomy places the organism in Eukaryota, Metazoa, Chordata, Actinopteri, Scombriformes, Scombridae. The coding region runs from base 64 to 810 and encodes 248 amino acids.
AGCUCACUGCUGUGCUGCACAACAAACCAAGCUCAUCUGACUGUGAGUCCCAGCAGCUCUCAGAUGUUUAAAGGACAGUUUGUCUCUCUGAGCUGUGAGGAGGACGACAGCUCUGCUGGAUGGACGCUGAGGAGGAACACAAAAAGAGAAACCAUGGCUAAGUGUGGAGCUGACUGGGGAAGAUCAGGUGGUUCCUCUUGUAACAUCACUGACAUUGACCCACUGGACAGUGGAGAGUACUGGUGUGAGUCCAGAGAGGGAGCAACCAGUAACGGCAUCAACAUCACUGUCACUGAUGGACCAGUGAUCCUGCAGAGUCCUGUCCUCCCUGUGAUGGAGGGAGAUGAUGUCACUCUGCACUGUAAAACAAAGACCACCAACCUCACAGCUGAUUUCUAUAAAGAUGGCUCCCUCAUCAGGACUGAGCCUGCAGGUCACAUGACCAUCCACCAUGUUUCCAAGUCUGAUGAAGGCCUCUACAAGUGUAACAUCAGCAGUCAUGGAGAGUCUCCACCCAGCUGGAUCACUGUCACAGAUAAACAUACAACCACAGCCCCGCCCCCUGUCUCAGCAGCCCCGCCCCUUGUCUCAGCUCCCUUCCAGCUUGUGUUCAGACUGGUCUGCCACCUAGUGGUGUUCUGUCUGUACUUCAUCUCCACUCUCAUCAUGGUGUCUUUAUAUCGGCACAGGUCCACAGGAAAUUACCUGCCUGUCUCCGUGGUGAUGACCACACUCACCCAGGCUGAACAGGGAUUUGAUGAUGACUGUGAUGAUGUCAUCACAUCUGUCACCACAGAGCAUCACUUCUGAACUGACCAGAUGUGACUGAUGAAACGUUCCAGUCAGAAACCUUUAUGCUCCUUUCUUUCAACAUAUAUUGUCAAUGCUGACAACAUAUUUUAUUUUACAUUCUUUAUUAUUAUUAUUAUCAUUA